GUUGUUCCUUUCCUCGUCGUUAGAACGUAAAAGAGAAACCGCGAGCGUAGGAAUCGCGUGGUACCUACGUGCGAACGCUCUCCCUCCACCGAGCGGGCCGGCACAAGCGUGCCCCUUCCCGCUCGCUCGCCUGCCUCGUUACCGUUUCGCCGUUCGGCGUCGUAUCCGCUCGGAUUGAGCGAGGCGGAGCGAUUACUCGUUUAUCACCGCGACCACACUCGGCGAGAAAACGGAGCACGGUGGACCGCAGCUCCACGGUAAGCCGCAUCCAUAUAGACAUAUAUAUCCAUCCCUGUGUCGGGGAUAAAAGACGUCGUUCCUGGUGAUCGCAUCGCGGGCGGAUCGUUGGAGGAGGCGAACGGUUUGGCAACGGUUCGAUCGUUCGAUCGUUGGAUCGUUCAGGUGCUCGAUCGACGGAGGAGGAGGAGGAGGCAGGAGGAGUUGGUGAAGGAGGAGGAGGAGGAGGAGGAGGAGGAGGAGGAUGCGUCGCGAGUGAACGUCUGUGAACACGGAGGAGGAUGUGCUGAUCGAUUCGGAUCGAAAGUGUCGCGUCCCAUUUAAGCGUGGCUGGUCGUGGUUCGAUGAGUGUCGGCGAUGACAGAUGUGUUUUGCUCCCGUGUUUCGUACGCCGCGUUCGUCGUCGGCCGCGAGCCGUGAUUCGAAUCUGAUAUCGCGUCCACCGAGCGCGUCCUCGAGAGACAGCUUCGAAAUCAUCGAGAGUAAGCCGCGACGAAGGAAAAUGAGCAAAGCGAUUCUUGGCGUUCACCGCCUGUUGAUAAUCUUCCUUUGCUAUCAAGCUACCGGCCACGGCUUGAUACUGGAAGAGGAGAAGGAGCCAAAUUAUCUGAACGCAGGAGUGGGAGAGUACGCGGUGUUCAAUUGCGAUUUGGACUUUCCCCACGAGACACCGAUACCGUACAUCCUUCAAUGGAAUCGUGACGGCAGGACGAUCUUCUCGUGGUUUCACAAUGGAUACUCGACGGGGUUGGGGUACGAGGGCCGCGUACACCUGUUGGAGGACGCCGUGAGCCGAGGUUACGGGCAGGGGAGUAUCAAUUUGACCAACAUCCGGGAGAGCGACCAGGGAUGGUACGAGUGCAGGGUUAUCUUCCCGAACAGGACCCCCAACUCGAGGAACAACGGGACGUGGUUCCACCUCGCCAUAGAUGGUGCGUCGCCGUUUCCGACGUCUGUUCCAGGCGAGACUUUGCUGGCGGUUCCGCCCGUCAACAAGACCGUGAUGGAGGGCGAGUCGGUUGAUUUCGAUUGCGUCGCCAAGGGGGAGAAGUCCAUCGUCACCUGGCUACGCGAGGGGGUGGAGAUUACGGAGAUCGAGGAUUUCAAGAGGAGGGCGUCGAUCGGCGAGGAUGGCACGUUGACGAUCAACUCGGCCGCUAUGGGCGAUCUCGGGGAGUACAGUUGCGUGGUUACCGGCGAGACCGGCGACCAGCAGAGCGCCUCCGCCUUCCUCAACGUGCAAUACAAGGCGAAAGUGAUCUACGCUCCCCGAGAGGUGUACCUCCCGUACGGGAAACCGGCCCUUCUGGAUUGUCACUUCAGGGCGAAUCCGCCCCUGACGAAUCUACGUUGGGAGAAGGACGGAUUUCUGUUCGAUCCGUACAACGUUCAGGGCGUCUUCUACAGGAGGAACGGUUCCCUUUACUUCAGCAAAGUGGACGAAACCCAUUCCGGAAGUUACACUUGCACGCCGUACAACGAGCUGGGCACCGAGGGACCCAGUCCAUCGAUCACCGUGAUCGUGCAGAGGCCGCCUGUGUUCACGGUCACCCCCCAACACUUGUACAUAAGGAAAUUGGGGGAGAAUUUGGAGAUACCCUGCGACGCGAAGGAUGGAGAUCAAUCCCACAGACCGUCGAUCGUUUGGUACAAGGAUGGCUCGCCAAUACCGUUGACCAACAGGACCAUUAUAAUCGGUGGCAACUUGACGAUCGAUAGGAUACAAGAGCAGGACAGGGGAUUGUAUCAAUGCGCGGUGAGCAACGAAGCCGCGACGGUGGUCGCGGACACGGAAUUAAUGGUAUUGAAUGUCCCUCCAAGGGCACCGUACAACUUGAGCGCCAACAGCAGCAACAACGCGGUCACGUUGACUUGGGUGCCGGGAUACGUGAGACCCAAGAUGGAAUACUCGGUCUGGUACAGGCCAACCGACACCACCGAGUGGAGAACGAUGAAGAUCUUGUCAAGAAAAAUUACCGAGGCGACGAUAAACAAUUUGAAUCCGGGACGAGAGUACGAGUUCAUGGUGCUUAGUCAGGACAAACACGGGGACGGGAUGUUCAGUAAAACGUUGCGUAUUUUCACGCAACCCAAUUCGUUAGAGGAGAAUUCGGCGUCGGAAUAUCGUAGUCCUCCAGACGAUCGAAUGGGUCCACCGUUGAACGUGAGAGUGCAAGCAACUGUGCAAGGUUAUUUGGUCACUUGGGAGCCGCCUGCUUACGGGAAGGAGCAAGUGAGACUGUACGCCGUUAGAUGGUUCCGUGGGCCGUCCGAGCAAUUGUACGGCAGAGCGGAAACGACCGACACUUACUAUCUGGUAAAAACGCUGGAGGAGGAGAGUUACUACACGUUCGAGGUGGCCGCUAUGUCGAUCUCGGACGACGUGGCAACGAGCGAUCGCGUCAGUCUCGAAGUACCGGCGUACCGUAGAAACAGAGCGAUUUCGAUGGGAAUAGUGGCGGGGAUAGGAUUCCUGGCAGCUGCCCUGGCCGCGAUAUGGUGGGCGAGGAAACGUUUCUGUCAAUCGUCCAACGAAAAAUAAAUAUGGACAGUUAAUGGGUCGAGCGAGGUUAUUCUCCGUUCGAAAUCCAUUUUUUUCCUUAAAGUAGCGACAUCGAUAGAUUAAGAAAAGAAGGAGAAGGAGGAGAAGGAGGAGAAGGAGAAGGAGAAGGAGGAGAAGGGGAAGGGGAAGAUGGCAUCUCUCGGCUCUCGGUUAUAACCGUUUUUAUGUAACAUAGGUAUUAUCGAUCGCAUAGAUGGUCGUGGAUGGUCGAGGGGAGGGAUGGGGGACCAUUUGAACGCUGCAAAAAGUUUCUUCUCUUUAUGUACAUCGUUUACGUAGAUAUAAGUUACGACUAAUACGAGUGUUCUUGCGUUGCAUCGUGUCACAUUAUGUAUCGUUUAAAAGCUUUAUUAGAUAAGUGCACGUUUAUUAAGGAUUAGAUCUGGCAUUUGUUCAUUAUUCGGAGGUAUACACGGAGCCGUGAGGAGCAUAGGGGUUCUUAACCCGACGCGACGGCCGUUAAUACGUAACGGCCAACCAACGUCUCUCCCAUACCAGAUAAUACUCGGCUAAACUGUUACACGUAUAUGUAUACAUCCGAUAUGUUUUUCUAUUGUAAAUAAAUUGUGUCGAUUACA
Messenger RNA from Apis laboriosa (Himalayan honeybee), 3378 nucleotides. It is a transcript of the gene bdl, whose product is annotated as protein borderless. The record is from RefSeq and is a predicted model, not a curated record. The transcript is spliced from 12 exons. Gene Ontology annotation, molecular function: protein binding. NCBI's taxonomy places the organism in Eukaryota, Metazoa, Arthropoda, Insecta, Hymenoptera, Apidae. The coding region runs from base 602 to 2779 and encodes 725 amino acids.